Strongylocentrotus purpuratus (purple sea urchin) is the source of this 5200-nucleotide messenger RNA. RefSeq names its product optomotor-blind protein. Gene Ontology annotation, cellular component: nucleus. Gene Ontology annotation, biological process: regulation of transcription by RNA polymerase II; positive regulation of DNA-templated transcription; cell fate specification. NCBI's taxonomy places the organism in Eukaryota, Metazoa, Echinodermata, Echinoidea, Camarodonta, Strongylocentrotidae. The record is from RefSeq and is a predicted model, not a curated record. Bases 363 to 3209 code for a protein of 948 amino acids. Gene Ontology annotation, molecular function: RNA polymerase II cis-regulatory region sequence-specific DNA binding; DNA-binding transcription factor activity, RNA polymerase II-specific. The transcript has 6 exons.
CGAAGCGUGUGCUCAAUCCAUGCAAAGUUAUUGAACAAAACUUGUGGGCGGUUUCGGUCACCCUUUUUGUUACAGAAGCAUUCGCAGCUUUAUUUUUGACAGUUCCUUGCAAAUAUGAUGGCAGUUCGUCUCACGCCUAAAUGAGAUGAUCACAUACAAAUCGCACCGGGGGAAUUUCGGAAAAAGUGUUAAAAUCGCAGUGAGAAUUUCAUCAGCGUUCGCGCCUUCUCGCUUCUGUGUUUAUCCAUGUAAUUUGUGACUGAAUUUUCGCACUCCGACUCUAACCCUAAUUUAAAGGGAUUGAAUUCUAACGCCUUCGCGCCUUUGAUUUUGGUGCGAUUUUUUUUCCAGUUUGAGGAGACAUGAUGGGAGAAGAAUUUCAACACACGACUGAUCAGGAUAUUGAACACGAUACUGCAACAAAUCCAACUAAGUUAAAAAAGACGGAACCAGAAGAAAGCGAUGAAGUUUAUGAAGAUGAGAAUCUUGAUAGAGAUGACGGGAGCAAUGGAUCUGAAGAUACCAACUGCGAAAAGUCAACAGUCGAACAAUUUCACACCAAUAAAUUAAUUUCAAACGCUGAUCAUAACGUCGGGGAUCCAAAUAACGACUACCCUUGCAACAAGUUUGAGUUAUGUGAGAUCAAGUCCAAUUUAGAGAAUUCUCAAACAGGGAGGCAGUCUGAUUUGUUUCAGAGGAAUGGACAUGCACAUGAAAAUGCAGAACAAUUUAGUUUACAUGAUUUUAACGCACAUCAUGACUCGGAUGGGAAUUCGCAGCGGUGUUAUCCGUUCCCGUCCCUGCAAAACCAACGACAGCAACAGUCGAAUUUACCGCAAUACCUGUUGAAUACUAAUUGCACUCUCUCCAACUUCACAAGCAUUCCAACCCCGCCGCCCGCCACUUCGCAUAGCCAACAGGUGCGUCUCGGGGCGGCUCCUUAUGCAGAUGGGUUCCAGCACCUGUCUCAAACAAAUCAAGCCCACCGGCAAAUAUCGGAGAUCGAGACCCCUUCAGUAAACGAUGCACUGAACCAUAAUCUCCAUGGUACUGGGUUUACACUUCACGGCAACUCGCAAACAACUUCGUCAGGUUGUAGCAACACGGAUGCCAAACUUUCUACCAGUGCAAACCACAAUCAAAUUCAGCAACAUCUGCAACAGCAGCAGCAACCGUUGCAGGAAUUUGACAUGAAGAAAGAACUCGAGCAUGGCGAUAUCCAUGCCCCGCCAUUCUUUGUUGAAAACACACCACCGCUGCACCAGACGACACAUACCUUGCCACAGCAGCUCAUUGGCGGCUCUUUGGGUCCGCCAUCGUCGCAUAGCUUCGUCCACCAUCACAACAGAGCCUCGCAUGGGCAGGAGGACGAGAACGCGAAAAGUCAUCUCUCAAGUCACAUCGUCAGCCAGCCGUACCCUCCGCCAGCAGGGCACCAGCAUGUAGAGGUCGCCAAUGGGCCGGGGAAGGCGUCGGUUUACCUCUGCAACCGAGACCUGUGGCGGAAGUUUCAUCAGCACAAGACAGAAAUGAUCAUCACUAAACAAGGAAGGCGAAUGUUUCCACAGCUCGUCUUCAAAUUGACCGGUCUCAAUCCAACCUCGCAAUACAAUGUCUUUGUUGACAUGGUGCUGUGUGACCCAAACCAGUGGAAGUUUCAAUGUGGUAAAUGGAUACCGUGCGGGCAGGCCGAGAACAUCCCAAAAGUAAGCAACAUCUAUCUUCAUCCUGAUUCGCCUAGCAAUGGACUGCAUUGGAUGCAUCAAGACAUCGUUUUCAGUAAGCUCAAACUGACCAAUCAUCGGGCAAAAGACAAUGGAUUUGUGAUCUUAAACUCGAUGCACCAGUAUCAGCCUCGAAUUCACGUCCUAGAGUUGAGUGAGAGCCGUUCUAUCCAAACCCAUAGCUUUCCCGAGACGCAAUUCUUCGGCGUGACGGCCUACCAAAAUACUGACGUAACACAACUGAAAAUCGACUACAAUCCGUUUGCAAAAGGCUUCAGAGAUAACUACGACAACUUGUCACCACGAGACAUUAGUAUUCUGUCGAAUGCUCCCCGAUCUAAGAACGUAACGGUCAGCAGGAAUUCCUGCCCUGCACCGGUAGUGAAUGCAGCUAACAUCGCCAUGGGUCAGUUUCCUGCCAUGAUCUCUCAUCAGUCCGGUCACUAUCAGCACCCAUACCAUCACCACGCCCACCAUGCCCACUAUCAUCCACCCCCGCACCACCAGCAUCAACAGCGCCCUCACCUACCUCUCCCAACAUUCCACCACCGCCCGCCGCAAUUGGCGCCAGCCGGCAGCAUAGGCCAAACUCCAGCAGGAUGUACAACAGGUCCGACGGGCGGAAAUUUCCGGCUUCCUAAUCCAGACGAGACCGCUUUCAAGUUAGUGGGGAAUGCCUCGCAUCUAAGUCGCCCCACCUUCGUGCCAAUCAGCCCACCGGACUCGUCCACGUCUUCUCCGAAGCCGUUCCCGAUUCCAGUGCCUACAUCGUUAGCCCCGAUCAUUGUGCAGAACUCGAUUUGUAGCACCCAGCAAGGACAGCAGAUGCUGCAACAGCAGCAGCAGCAUGAUGAAGGACAACUGCCUUCACCGUCCGAUUCCAUCACCGCUAACGCAGAUAGCAAAACCAUUCAUUACCGUUCCUCCGCUGGAGUGGUCGUUGAUCUUCCUACCCCUGGUGAGCCAUCGCCACAAUUAGACAUUCCCCACUUCCCCAGUAUGCACACGUCUACUGCUUGUCCAGAUACCCACAAGUUACUAGACAGACAGGACAUGACCUGGCUCAAUACACCACCUUCUUCAGACUGCUCCCCGGAUUCCAAGUCCAACUCGAGCGACAGUGGGGGUCAGGCUGCCAAACGCCAGAAGAUGUCCGAAGAGCAGCUAUCUGAAGGCACCUCUCCAAAGCUGUCGGAUCCUGGGGACCAAUCCAACGGCGCCACCAGUUAUGACUUUACAUCUACCAUAGAUCAUGGCUAUAUCAACCAAGAGGGCGCCAAACAUAACUACCCUCAGACCAACAUACAUGCACAGUCUAACGCACCGCAUCAAGUGUUUCAACCGUACGGUAACAUGUACUUCCCUCAGAGUUUCCCGUCGUUUACCUCGCAACCUUCCACCAUGAACGGGUACAACAUCCCUCAGCAGCCGUACAAUUCCAUCAACAAUAUGCUCUGUCAUGGGCAAUCAUAUCCUAAUGCAUGACUUUUAGUGGAAUCGAUUAUUUGAUUUCACGCUAAUACGUCAGUCACACCUCACAAGCGAUUCCAAACCGGCCGAUUGGUGGUCAUUCGUGGUAAUGUCAAGUUUUUGUUCGUUAUGUUGUCGGUGUGGCAUCGGUCUCGUCGGUGUGACUGAGGUAUCACAACAUGACCGACAUCGGACCAACAAUUAUAGACCAAACAUGGAACCGAAUGGCCGAAGAAUCAGUCGAUUUCGAGAGUCGGUUUGGUCGUGUCCCAUCAAUUUCCUACACUAUUAAACCGAAUUCUUAAUUUCAACAGUGGACCCAAAACUUUACCUACACUAUAUCAUUAUAGGGGCAUUACUUGAUAACUAACAUUGACUGUAAUGGUAUCAAAGUAGCAAGAAAUUGUAGAAUUAAAGUUCAGAUAUGUUAUGUAGCAAUACUUUGAAAAACAAUGGCACAAGUCAUUUAAAAAUGUCAAUUUCUCUUGCCCGUCAUGCUAGUUAUGAAUGCAUAAUUACUGGUUGAACUGACAUUAGGAUUGAAUUAAUACACAGAGGAAAAUCCAUCUUUAUUCUAUGUAGGUUAAUUGAUUGAUUGAUUGAUAAUGUAAUCUGUUAGUGAAAUUUGAGGGUUGCUGAUGUAAUUUUUAGUGUGGAUUUGUGAGUCGUGGAAACAAAAUAUUUCCAGUGAAUUGAAAUGCAAUGAAACUUCAACCACAAACAAUUGUUAUUCUCGGUAAGCCGAGUGAGGAGAUGAUUAUUCACGUCGUUUUGCGUGAGGAUAGAUUAUAAUAUUUACGCCGAUGCAUAGUAUCAAGUUUAGAUUUGUAAAAUUAAUUUGAUACAGUUUUAAGAUUUAGAUUUGUCCCUGUGUCUCGACAACCAUUAUGUUCCGCACCUCGCUGUUCCGUCAUAAAACCACAAUACAGCCUACAUGUGUAUGAAAAUAUCACAAUCGUUCAUGCAUAGGACGUUCUCCAUAGAUAAUGAAUAUGAAAAGUGUCUGGAAAAUGGGAUGUCAGAGAAUAGGAGUGAAGAAACCAUCAAAACAUAAGGGCAAAAGAAAUAUAGGAUUGUCGGAAAUACUGGUUUUGAACAUAGGGCAGUCAGAAUACAGGGGUGUCGUAACAAAGGGGUGUCGAAACAGAGGGUGACGAAAUAUAAUGUUGUCCCAACAUAGGGAUAUCAACGCAUAAGGGUGUCUAAACACAGGGGUGUCAGAAAAUACGAGUGUCGAAACAUAGGGGUGUCGAUAAAUAGGGAGGUCGUCUCAUAGAGGUGAUGAAAUAGAGAGGUGUCGAAACAGAGGGGUGUCGAAAAAUAAGGGGUGUCGAAACAUAGAGCUGAAGACGUAUUAAGGUGUCGAAACAGAAGGGUGACGAAACAAAGUAGUGUCGCAACAUAGGGUGUCGAAACAUGGGUAUCAAAACGAAGGAUAUCGAAGCAUAAAUGUUUUUCAUUAUUGGGGUGACAAAAGAUAGUGGUAUUGAAACAUAGUGUCGUCAAAAUCGGGGUAAUGAAACUAGAAUAUCGAAAACUGGUAAUGUCGAAACAUUGGGGUAAUGACAUGUACGGGUGUCAGAAUAUUAAAAUAUCUCUAUUGUGAUAUUUACCUGGCUUGUAGAGGUAAAUGAACCUAUGUCUUCUUAUUCUAUUUCUCAUAUUGCUUUCUUAAAAUUCAGACAGAUCUGUCUUUGUCUUUGCUAAUUAUUAUCUUAAUUCGCUUCGUGUUUCUGUACAGUUACAUUCCAACGAUGGUAUUGCUUUUAUUCCAAUGUAUGUUGUAUCAAAUGUGUUUUUAUUGCUCUCGACCUCAUCCAACAAAGUGAUGUUUUGAUUUCGAUUUUUUAAAGUUUAUUUUAGUGUAAAAUUUGCACAUUAUGUGAACUUGCCAUUCGAGUUAUAAGGAAAUGAAAUAUUAUAUAUCAUUAUGUUUUUGUGUUGGAUGUAAAUUAUUCAUUAAAAUGUUUCAUUGUUUUUAGAUAAAUACCAAGAGUUAAAAUAUA